CUCCGCCGGGCCCCCAGAAGUUGCGACCGAAUUGCUGAGGCGGAUGAAGGGGAAGGAGAGAGCACGGUGCUACUUGUGAGCAGUAGUCGCCACCCUGACCGAUGGAUUGUCCCUGGAGGAGGCAUGGAGCCCGAGGAGGAGCCGAGUGUGGCAGCCGUCCGUGAAGUCUGUGAGGAGGCUGGAGUAAAAGGAACAUUGGGGAGAUUAGUUGGAAUUUUUGAGAACCAGGAGAGGAAGCACAGAACAUAUGUGUAUGUGCUCAUUGUCACAGAAGUGCUGGAAGACUGGGAAGACUCAGUUAACAUUGGAAGGAAGCGUGAAUGGUUUAAAGUAGAAGAUGCCAUAAAAGUGCUGCAGUGUCACAAGCCUGUGCAGGCGUCAUAUUUCGAAACGUUGAGGCAAGGCUACUCGGCCAACAACGGCACCCCCGUCGUGACCACCACGUACGCGGUUUCCUCUCAGACCCCCAUGUCGGGCAUCAGAUGACUGGAGACUCCGUGAGAGGAAUGGAAAUUGGAGACUAGACUGAAGUGCAGAGCUCCCCUCCCACCCCGCUCUCUCACAUCCCCUCACAGGCCCCCUCUUUUCCAGUAAGGCAUGAUGGGCAGCAAAGAAAGGGUUUAUUGAUAAUGUAACUGUUCGGUGUUAAGUGAUGGGGCUUUUUCUUCUCUUUCAUUGAGGGGGUGGGGUCGGGCGUGUAAUUUGUAACUACUUCGUGCAUGAUCUGUCCCUCCCUUUUGCAACCCUCCAGUUCUUUAAAGAGAGGCGGACCGCCUUCCUUCUACCUUGGAUUCUGAAAUGCUCCUGUUUGUCUCAUCCCAACCCUGGCCAGACACUUUUCUUUGAUUUUUAUUGUUAUUAUUUUUUAAUUAAAAGAUAAGAUGAGAUGAAACUUUCAGGAAUUUGUCCUGUAAUGUGCUGUUGAGUAGGUUGUUCACCCUCACUGCAGGAUGCAUUUAUCUACACAUUAUAUACUGUGCAUAUAAUAUGUAAAUAAAUGACUUUUAGAGUAAGAAUUUAAUUUUAAUUUUUCAAGAUUCUGUUUUGUUUUUUGCAUUUGGGCUGUUUCUGAAAUGGAGAACCUCGCAAUUAAUUUGCUUUUUGUCUUUCACACUAGUUGCUAGGCAAGUUUACCCUUGUCCUCUUUCUUUUCCGCAACCCUCAAUUGCAGUAAUGUAGGAUGUGGGAAGAGUUUCACUACCUUCAUAGUGCUCCCAGGACUCGUGGCCUUCUUGUGAAGCUGUGCUUUCAUGCCAAGAAAGAAAUGGGAAGAAACUUUUUUUUUUUUAACUACAGACCAGGAGCAAAUGGCCUCAGCCCAGAUCUGGAAAAACAGUGAUAAAAAUUGAAUUCCUCCUACAUGUUGACAGUAGGGAUUUGAACUGGAUUCUUGGGAUAACUAUCUAAAAAACUGGAGCAUCGAGCACCGUUUCUAUCCUACUGGUUUGGAAUUUUUCCACAAUGCUAUUUAUCGCCAACAACAGCCUCUCUCCUUGUGCGUCCACGCCUCACACCGUGCUGAACUGGAUAUUGUCCUUGUGCUCUGAAGCAUCCAAGUGUACUUGGCAAAAGCAGCUGUACAGCCCUGAGUUCCUGAAAAGUGCACAGGAGGAAAAUUCAGGUGUUUGCUUGUCUUUGUAAUAUUAUAGCAUUUGCAACUGCGCCGUGGAGCAUGCUCAGAAAUAUUUAAUUUGUCUGCCCCUGGGAAGUGAAAGAUCCAUCUAUCCUCUGCUAAGUGGUGUGAGAGAAUGCUUAGUCAUUUACUAGAACAGCUACAUAAUGCACUGGCUCGCUGCAAAAUGUCUUAAUGGUUUUGGUAGAGACUUCAUUUGCCAGUUGUGGUGUUUAGUUGGGAAAUAAGCAGAAAAGGGUCUUGAGAUGCGGCGAGGCCACUGAGAGGGGACCCCUGAUGCUACCCUGGCUGCAACGGGCGUUCGUGGCUCUCCUCUUAGUGGCACCUCCGUUGUCUAAGCAUAGCCAAGAUGUGGCAUUAAAAUCUUUUAUUUAAAAACGCCAAUAAAUACUCAAACUUUGAAAAGCAUCUGCUCUUCCCUCCCACUAAGAGAAACGUGUACAUCUGGUAGGCUUGUGGCAUUAUAGAGUUCGGCAUUUUGGGGACAUCAGGUGGUGGUGAGCCUUAAAUUUUGCUAAAGGCAGUCCCGAUUUGCAUCCAGUCUCCCGGUCUUGAAAAACAGUCAGAAAGUAGCACUGGCGGCUUCCUUGGGAUCCCGUCCCGCCUCACUCGGGAAAGUGAUAGCAGCACCAUGCUGGGGGUUAAGGCUCAUGUCCACUCCUAUUCAGGUCCUACUAAGAAGACAACACACUGCUGCUCGUUGCCUGGUUUAGGGCAUUCUGAGUUUCUGUUCAAAUAAAUAAAGAGGAAAAUAAAAUAAAUGAAGUAAAUGCUAAGUGGAAUCUCUAAAUUACGUUCUUCCAGAUCAGUUCUGCCUUUAUUAUAUGGGAUAAAAGUGCUUUGCGGGAGAACAGUCCGCCCUCCUGGAAAAGGAGCCACAGUGUUAGUAGUAAUAACACACAGUGUUAGUAGUGCAUUUUUUAUGAUCUGAAGAUGUUUUUACUGGACUGAUACAACAGCACACUACCCUAAAAAAUCCAAUUUGGGUUGUUGUUGGUGUCAUUGGGUCAGAAAAGUGAAGUGUGCCAAGAUGUAUUUUUUAGUGACAUGAAUGGAUGCUAUUUAAUGCAGUUAACUGAAGAGUGCUAAUGCCUUCUUAACUGACAAAAGGGGUUUUUGUCCAACACCAGAAUUGUUGCAACUGGUGCUAUUUUCUUUGCAGAGAUUCUGAUGAGCAGGGGCUGGUGUUUUUCCCUUCCUGGCACCAAAAACACCGGGGCUGUCUGUGCGGCUGCCUGUGUAGUCACAGUGCUUUUGUGAUAGUUAGACCCGUGGUUGUAGUAACCUUGAUCUCUCCCCUAAAAAAAGCAAGGAGAAACUAGAGAGAAAGCACAAAAUUAUCCUAUUUACAGAAUAUUUCGUUGACACCAACUGGCCCCUUUAUCCUGCUGGUUUACUGUACUGAGCUGCUGUGUUCAGAGCAGACGGAAGCGCCCUGCACACAGUGACAUUGAGCUGGUUAAUAGAGGCCGCUAUACUGUGUGUAGAGAAAGGUCUCACCAGGUAGUUUUUAGUUAAAAAUUGUUUUUAGUUUAUAAAUUGAACUAUUGCUGCAAACGCUUGCAACCUUUUUGGACCAGGACUACUUUCUCUCCCCCCUCCCAGCCUGUGUGUGUGUGUGUGCGUGCGCGCGUGCGUGUGCGUGCGUGUACGUGCGUGUAAAUGUACGUAAGAUAGAAGAGCUACCACGAGUCAGUAUGCUACAUUUCUUCGUAGCCUCCCAGAAUAGUGCAGUCCACAAGACAGGAGUCUGGAUUUUCCUGACAGCAAACAGGAUGUAAAAGUGAACGAGUUGACUGUUUUGUUUUUACAAGUGUCUGCUGCCCCCUCUGCCCCGCAUGGCGUGCACUCCCUCACUGCUGCGUCUGAGCUGAGGCCAUCUGGAGGGAUCAAAGAGCAUGGGUGUCAAAGAGUAUCACCCCCUCUGAGACCCAGGAAGGCCUAGAAGGAGGUGUCGCUGCAGGAUUUCCGCCUCCGCGGCCCAGGGUGCCGUGCUGUGGCGCAGCGGCUGUAGGCCACGCUGCCCCGAGGCGAGGGGGAGUCCAGAGGUCACUGCCCCUGGGCUGUUUCGCGGCUGUGUGGUGUGUUGCUACAUAGCCAAGUUCCUUCAUCGCAAAGAAGCUUUUCUGUUUUGAUGUUAGGAGCUUCUUAGACUUGCUUAGAAGAACUGUUCUACAUCCCGUCCUUCCCGUGUCUCCUCGCCACCUCAGUGUGCAUCGGAAGCUCCUGCUAAGCCCGCAGUCAGUCUUGUUGGACCCGGCGUGUGUAUUACACCUUGUCCUUUCACAUGUGUUAUGUCCAUCUCGUGCUAUAGUAACGCCCUUGGAGGCCUCACCAGGUGUUUUUUCAAGAACAGUUUAAUCCAAGACACAUUCAGUUUUUCAGUUCACCAAGAGUUUUAUAACCACAGUUAAAGUUUUGCCACAGUUGCGUGAUUUUUAAUAUUUCUGAAGUGUCCUCUAAGCCCAUUCUAGUUGAAAAUAGAUUUAGAAUUAGAAGAAAUCCUGGGAGAAGUCUCUGCUGUGUGAGGUGAAUUUGGCUUUUAAGAAAAUGAGGGUUUGCUGUACUUAAUGAUGUAGCUUCUCCCUGUCUCACCUGCAUUGAAAAAAUAAUGUCUUUAUUAAAAAAAAAAUGGAAGACCUGCAGGCCAGUUAACUCAAGCAGCUCUAGGGAGGGGAAGCUUAUUUGAUGGUGAUUAGAACAAAAGCAAAUCACUCUUUUAAUUCUUAUUCUUGAAGACUCUGAAAGAGACUUCGGUGCCCCAGAGCUGUGCCAUGCAUGCUGCCCACCUGAGUUGCAGUCACCCUUCUGAGCCCCGCUGGGGUAGAACCUGUUUGCCCAAGGCAGGGAGAGCUUUCCGGCCUGCAGCUGCUGGUGUUUGUGUGCUCAGCCUCAUUCUGCGAGAGCAGCUGCCCCUGGGUUCUGUGGUAAACCUUGGGGCAGAGGCCAGAGCACCAGGACAGCUGUGCUUCCGUGUCACUUUAACUGUCCCCUAAAGCAUGAGACAUUUUGAGAUUUUCAGGUAAAGUAUAAAAUGGAAGCAUUGACUGCAAUUCAUAAAAGAUCCUGUUGUCCAUGCAUCAGGCUGACUUUGGGUCACCUCAGGCCCUGGGAACCGGAAGAUGUUAGGCAGAUUCUCCUUUGGGAACCAGCGCCUUCUACUAGAGCAGCUUCACAUUUUGACCACAUUUUUGCAUUCACUGAUAACCUUUUUAGGGAGGUGAGAAGCCUAAUCCGGACAGCUAAGAAAACGAUACUGCUCACCAUUAGAUUAACCAAAUACUUUGUCCUCCCAGUCCCUCAAGUUAAUAAAUAAAAACAGAAAGAAUCCUGUUUGGUGUUAGUUUGGGGCCACAUGACUUUGUCUGUAAAACAUGAAACUUUUCAAAUGAAAAAGGCAUGUCUCUGCCCUAAAACUUUGUUUAUAGGGAGGAUUUGAUGACCCAGAGUGUGUGUUAGAAUAGGAGACGGCCUGCCCUGUGAGGGGAGCUCAAAGACAAGCCAUGGAUCCAGUAGACCAGGAGGGGUGCUCCGGGAGAAGAAAGUACUUUGGCUGGAAGACGAGAUAAAUUUAAGUGAUUGGGAGUCAUUGCUUCUGUUCCUUUAGCUAUCAGUUGUUUAGUUAAUCGCUGCAGGUUUCCUUUGCUUCACGUUCCAGCUAGUACUGAACAGGGGCCACUGGAACUCCCAAAGGCGUUUAGAACCCUGGAGAUAAACUUUAAAGGAUAAACUACAGGCAGCAUUGUUCAUCACCAUUUUGAUGUGCUUCCCAACAGCCAGGCCAGUUGAAGGUUCAAUUAUUGAGUCAGAGAACUUAUAUUCAGGCUCUGGCACAGUCUACGGCAAAAUCACCUACCACCUGUGGAGGUUAUCUGUGGGCUGUCUUCCAGAAAACAUCUCAGCAAUAUAAUGAAGUCACUCUUGAGGUGACUUCAGGUAUUUAGAUCAAAAUCUGAAGUCUCUGGAGAGGGGAGCAAGGAAAAAGAGUCUGGGGUGGGGGAUGUGGAAACCAGAAGCCUGACUUCCAGUGUUGCCCGAGGCUGUGCUUGCCACUGUAGGGUGAGACGAGUGUUUCAGCUCACCCCCGGGAGAUCUUUUUGCCUGCAGCUUACCUCUGUCUUUCUGAGCACCAAGUGCUGAAUUGAGAUAUUGACCCCAGGCAGCAAGAGAUGCAGUAGCUUCUCUCACCUUGUUUUCUCAUUGAAAACAGAGUUUUCAGAGUUAAACAUUGAUCUUUAACUUCUAUUUGUUGUGGGGAAAGUAUGUUACUAAUAAAUGAUCCAAAGAAGUUAUAGUUGGUGGCUCAGCUCCCGCAGGUCUGACUUCUGGCAGGAGAAGGAAAGGUCAGUCAUCAAGACGCUGGCACCAGAACAGAUAGGUCCGCUCCCUGCUCCACCCUGAGCCUCACGAGGGACAGUUCUGCAGUGAGGGCUUGGAGCGCUUCCAGUGCCCUGAGGUGAAGGGGGGCUCAUGGGGCCUUUGCUCAGCAAGCAGGAGUCUAGUGUUUCUUCUGAGAAAUGAAGGCGUUCUCGAGAGAACAGCAGCAGGACAGCGCACACACACCUGCCCUUUGGCCCCUUCCCACAUGGCUGAGAGUUCUGUUUGCUCAGAAUCCAAGGGCAUGCUCCCCUCUAAACUCUAAUUUGCUGCAGCUGUUUCAUGCGGCCCCUGAGCUCCAGUCAUGGAUGGCACAGACGUGUUGCAUGAGCAAGUCAACGAGUCCAGGGCCCACCGUGUAAUGUCAUAGUAGUUAGAAAAAUAAUUGGUCCACUCUGUUGUUAAAAAAAAAAAAAAAGGAUACAGUAUGUGGUGCAGUUUUAUAAAUGUUGGGUCGGUUUUUGUUUUUUCAUUGUCUGAAAACCUUCAAACCAAUUGAUAAGCAAAGAAAAGUUUGGUGUGUAGAACAAGUAAAAUUGUAGGCAUGCACCUCUCUUAAAGAAGCUACCGGUUUGCCAUGUCCUUGAGGAGGAAAGAGCACUUGAGGCUGUUGGGAGCUACUGUAAAAGUAAAGCAAGUGCUUCUGGCCUCUAUGAUAAACCCAAGUGUAUCAGAAAGAGGAAGUAGAAACCCGCUGGCAUCAUUUUCAGACUCGCUCUUGCCAGCCCAGCCUGGCUUCCAGGGACUUCGUCUCCCAUCCUGUCCAGUGAUUUUGCUAGAGACAGCAAGGCCUCAGCUCUGUGUCUCUGCUCUGCAGGGUGUGGUCUCCGGACAGCGUGUGUUCUACUUAACGGGGUUUUCUCUCUGUGGUCACCUCCGCUCCACCCACCUGCCAGAAAGAUUAAAAUCCCCAGGACCAUUCCAGUUCUAAAGCAGAUGGACUAGAUGUGCUUCCUCCCCUGCCACAGGUGUUCAUCCAAAUGCAGGCUCCCUUUGGUCAAGUUCAACAGGUAUUUCUAGGGAACUCCUUUGAUUGAGGCAGGUAGCCAGGAGGUAUGGAGAUUACCUUUUUCCAGAGCACGUGUGUCUGUCACCUCCAUACAUUUUAGCCAGGGCUUAACAUUUUAGCCAGGGCUUAACCUCACCGUGUCUAAUUGUGUCUCAGAACUGAGACAGAGCCGGUGGCCUGCUCCCUGGGGAUUACACACCAGAACUCUGUUAGUGUCUGUCCCUUUCCAUCAGGACCACCCAGAAACGCAAAUAGCCUUCCCAUCGUUCUGCAGCGUGAGUGUGUCAGCGGUUUGGGCAAGGUGCUGCACAUUUGUAGAGAACUCUCCAAGGACAGAAAAUAGAACCACUGGGCCGAAAACACAUCCUUGGGGAGGUUGGCAGAAGUGCGCGACAAAGCUGGAAUCCAAGGAAUAGCACUGGUACGGAAGGAGGGUCAUGGGCCUGGUAACCUCUUGGGACCCGGUGCUGGGUUAUGGAAAGGGAGUCUGGAGUCACACCGCCCUUUACCCCGGCCCAGAUGCACGCUGGCACUUAGGAGCUUGAACCCAUGGGCGCAUGGGCUUGUUUUACCCUUUCUGUGUUUCCUAAACCACCCUACUUGCUAUUUCCUGGAAGAUCAAGCCCUCCCUCCCCACAUGGGGCCGCCUGCCUGGCUUCUUCCUCAGUGACCAUGCACACGUUCUCAUGGGAGCUGAGGGGAGUGGACUGUGGUCCGGAGAAGGUGGCAGCAAACUGGUCCCUGCAUCCUCUUCUCAGGAGGGUGUGCUUAGGCUGCCUUCACAGUGCUUUCCCGUGGACACGGUUAGGUUGUGAAGGAGUACGGGAAAGAAGGGGGGUGGGCUGAGCCCUAGGCUUGGGUUUGAGACAGGUGCACAGCCGAUAGGCGCCCCCCCCCACCCCGCCCGGAAUAGGCCAGCAUGCAUGACCAUUCCUCCUCUGCUACAGCGCCUCUCGCAUGCUGGCAGCAACAGAAGGCAGACAGGCCCCUCCCUGUAGUCUAGGCAGAGCUUGGGUACUGCCCCGAAAGUUCCACCACCCCUGCGCCCACUCCUCUUUGUAAAAAGAAAUGCUUAAACCUGUGACCGUGCUAUUCCUUUCUAUGUGUUAAUCAGUUUCCUUCCAUUUGAGCUGUGUGGGAGGGAAGGGCAUUGGAAUUGUAGGUUGUAAUCUUGUGCCAACCAAUAAAAACCAGUAUUUCACACACA
Molecule: messenger RNA, 8226 nt
Organism: Condylura cristata (star-nosed mole)
Lineage: Eukaryota; Metazoa; Chordata; Mammalia; Eulipotyphla; Talpidae
Gene: NUDT3
Product: nudix (nucleoside diphosphate linked moiety X)-type motif 3
Exons: 5
Biological process (GO): diadenosine pentaphosphate catabolic process; diadenosine hexaphosphate catabolic process; adenosine 5'-(hexahydrogen pentaphosphate) catabolic process
Cellular component (GO): nucleus; cytoplasm
Molecular function (GO): diphosphoinositol-polyphosphate diphosphatase activity; bis(5'-adenosyl)-pentaphosphatase activity; endopolyphosphatase activity
Source: RefSeq, a predicted model, not a curated record